Messenger RNA from Neofelis nebulosa (Clouded leopard), 3033 nucleotides. RefSeq names its product protein tyrosine phosphatase non-receptor type 7 (gene PTPN7). Gene Ontology annotation, molecular function: protein tyrosine phosphatase activity. The record is from RefSeq and is a predicted model, not a curated record. Gene Ontology annotation, biological process: protein dephosphorylation. Lineage: Eukaryota; Metazoa; Chordata; Mammalia; Carnivora; Felidae.
GAAGCCGCAGCGAGCAUGAACCAGCUGGGCUGCUGGCCAGAAAGGGGCCUGCGGAGGCAAGGCGGGGGGUGGGGGGUGGGGAUGGGGGGUGGGCAGUGGAAUCUUGGACGUGGGGGCCACUUCCUAGGCCCCAGGCAUCCAGAUGCCCCAGAGGCGAAGAAGACGUGGGAGUCCCCCCGUGUGAGGGCCAGAGACUGUCCACUAUCUGUAAGGCUCCUGUCUUUCAGGUGAACCUCAUGGCUGAGUAAGCCUCCCCUGGGCCCAGCACCCCACCCAGCAUGGUCCAGGACCUGGGGGGGGUGCUCCAGAGCACGGCUGCCGACCUGGUCUUUGGGGGCAGCCAUGACCCAGCCUCCACCCACCAAAGCACCAGCCAAGAAGCAUGUGCGACUGCAGGAGAGGCGAGGCUCCAAUGUGGCUUUGAUGCUGGAUGUGCGGUCCCUGGGAGCUGUAGAGCCCAUUUGCUCAGUGAACACACCCCGGGAGGUCACCCUACACUUUCUGCGCACAGCUGGACACCCCCUCACCCGCUGGGCCCUGCAGCACCAGCCACCCAGCCCCAAGCAGCUGGAAGAGGAAUUCCUGAAGAUCCCCUCAAACUUUGUCAACUCUGAAGACCUGGAUAUUCCUGGCCACGCCUCCAAGGACCGAUAUAAGACCAUCUUGCCAAAUCCCCAGAGCCGUGUCUGUCUAGGCCGGGCACAGAGCCAAGAAGACGGAGACUACAUCAACGCCAACUACAUCCGAGGCUACGACGGGCAGGAGAAGGUCUACAUUGCGACCCAGGGCCCCAUGCCCAACACCGUAUCAGACUUCUGGGAGAUGGUGUGGCAGGAAGAAGUGUCACUCAUUGUCAUGCUCACUCAGCUCCGAGAAGGCAAGGAGAAAUGUGUCCACUACUGGCCCACAGAAGAGGAAACCUAUGGACCCUUCCGGAUCCGCAUCCAAGGCACAAAAGAAUGUCCAGAAUACACUGUGCGGCAGCUCACCAUACAGCACCAGGAGGAGUGCCGGGUAGUGAAACAUGUCCUCUUCUCUGCCUGGCCUGAUCACCAGACCCCAGAAUCGGCUGGGCCUCUGCUGCGCCUGGUGGCCGAGGUGGAGGAAAGCCCAGAGACAGCUGCCAACACUGGGCCCAUCAUAGUCCACUGCAGUGCAGGGAUUGGCCGGACUGGCUGCUUCAUCGCCACCCGAAUUGGCUGUCAACAGCUGAAGGCCCGAGGGGAAGUGGACAUUCUGGGUAUCGUGUGCCAACUGCGGCUGGACAGGGGCGGGAUGAUCCAGACCACAGAGCAAUACCAGUUCCUGCACCACACCCUGGCCCUGUAUGCAGCCCAGCUACCGGAGGAGCCCUGCCCCUGACCGCCGGUACCUCCACCAGCCCAGGUGCCAGAUCCCCCCACGCCUGGGCAGGUGGUUCUGGGGAAAGUGGGCCUUGUGAUCUGAGGGAUCCCCUGGGCAGGCAUGGGGAAGGGGUGCUUCCUCAGCGGGCACAUGCGGUCACAGGAAGUUGCAUCGGCAAGAACUGGGACCAGACUCCAGGUCUUUACCACCGGCCACUCUUCUGCUUCCUCUAGUAGCCCCAAGUGGACACUUGGGGGAACCUCCCGUGUCUCUCUGAACUUCGAGCUAGGAACUGGCAUUUAUGAGACAGCCAAGAAAGGACCAGUGUCCCAGUCUUGUCUAAAGUGUUCUGUGAGCUUCAUCUCUUCCGUCUACGACAUGGGCAUUAAGUGCUUUGCUGCCAUAGGGAAAAGUAAUCAGAGAAGCUCCCAGAAGCCGCUCCAGCUGUAUCCCCUUCCUGGGCCUGGCAAGAGAGUGAUCCCAAGAUCAUCUUCCACCUGGGCCCUGCCCAAGAACUGGCCAGAUGCAGGAGCUGGGAAAAGUCUGGUCCUGACCAUGGCCAAGUUCUCAACAUCCCGGCAGUGACUUUCCGCUUCCUCACCCCACAUCUGUGAGGGCCGGAUACCCCCCAAAGAGAACAAGGACCCAGACUACCCCUGUGCCCACACCUGUGUCCUGGGAUCAGGCUACAGAGGUGACCAGGCCAGGCAUUUGAGACUUUUGGAAGAGGGAAAGUGUGGCGACCCCUCAGAGGCCCAGAGGGCUGCCCCGGCCUCCAUAAUUGCCAGCCACUCACCCCAGCUACUCCCGAGAGAGGCCCAGCAUCUUCUGUCUUCCUUUCAUGACCUCAGAAGGUACCCUGGGUACCAGGAGGUAUAAAAGAACGAACGGUGAGGAAGAAACAAGGAGCAAGAAACAAGAAACUCCUGCGCCCUGCCCCCAUCCACCCCUGCAUUUGCAGAGUACAGCUGGAGAGCCUGGCUGUUUCCAUGAACUAUCCGGGUGAAGCACCGCAUGCAGACCAGGGGCCUCAGCCUGGGACCGCAGAGUUGGGACCCUCAUAGCCUCUCCCAGAAAACUAACUCCUUUCGUCAUCUCGGCACCAAUACAAUUUCCAGGGCACCCAAGAUCUAUCUCAGGGCUCACAUACACUCCCCAGGAAGGCAUCCAGAUCCUUCGUCCUUGAAUCCAAAAUGAGCUGCCUGUGGGGAUGAAGAAAGGCACCAUCUCUCCGGGCACUCAGCCCCUGGGGUCUGCCUUGACUGAUGCCAGCUCUCUGUGGAACCCCCCCCCAGGAAGCUGGAUCCUGGCGAGCAGCUGGGCCUCCUUAUUCAUGACAUCGCUUCUGAAGCACGUGCAACGUUGAAACUGAGGUUAAUUUUCUUAACACCUCCGCUUGGUCUCACAAUGGAAUUCUUCCUUCCUUACAGCCCCAGGAAUGGCUCACCUGCUCCUAAACCCCCCUUUGGGAGGCACUCACAGCCUGUGCCUGUGAAGGAGGGCACAGAGCCCUCAAGUGCCUGAUCCUGCCCUGAGCUCAGACCCAACCGGGAGGGAAGCAGGUGCGUGGCCAUAGACCCACAGGCUCCCCACCCUAUAACUGUGGCCCCAACCCCAUUCUAGAACUUAGAGAGUACAAGCUCUGGAAAAGGAACCAAGUGGGAGAAUAAAAACCUUUUGGAUGACUGA